AUGGAGGUGAUGACCGACCACUUUUUCCCGGCGACGCACCUUUGGGAGCCCUGGGUGCGUGUGGAGGACCACAUCAAUACUGGUUUCGUGCUUGUCAAGCCGACUCGGCCAAUACGGUUUCUUAUUGCGGACUUCUUGGACGAGAAUUGGCAAUCAGAGCAGGGAGGUGUGCGACGCGACGGUAUGGAUCAGCGCGUCUUUAACCACUUCAUCGUGCGGCGCAUGAACGCUGAUGUCCCUUUAGUUGUUGGGCGCUACGAUGACAAGGUCUUCGGACGGCGACAAAGCAUUGUGCCUGCCUGGCCAUGGCGACAGGCUUCCAUUCGGAUCUUGGACCCAGCACGAAUCGCACACGGCAUGAACUUCUUCUGGCGCAGAGCGCACUUGCUUGACCCAAAGAUUGGUCGGCUCCCGGCUGUGGCGCAUGUCAAUGGCGCCGACCCGAAGGAGUAUUUCUUGCGUGACCGACAGGUUUGGUUCCUGGACGAUUGGCACGAACGCAUCAAUUCCUCAGUCCGGUUCCUCACGUACGACCAUCCCGGUGGCCAAAGCCUGCAAGGCGACUUUUCCGCCUUGUCUGCUGCCGUGGAGGUCGCGAAAAUACUGAGGCGACGUCUGGUGCUUCCCGACACCAUGAACUGCCGCAAUGCUCCAUCGUACUAUGCGUGGAGCCUGAACAUAACAGUGCAGCGGGAGACAGAAAGUGGGAACUGCACCUUCGAUUAUUUUUCCUGGGCAAAGAACCUUCUGGAUGCGCAUGUCGGCUUUGUGAUCGAGUCUGGUGUGCGGAAGACGCCCGAGUUUCUGCAGCUCGUGGAGGACUCCGCGAUGAGUCUGCCGACAAUUUCAGCGUGGCCACGCGAGGAACGCCAAGGCGAUACUGCAAAGUGGUUGCAGCAAGUGGCGCCCGAAGCAGUCGCGGUGGCUCACGUGGCAGAGGACAUCUUGCAGGUGCGCGAUGCCCUGCGGCAGGCGCUUCAUGCGUCUGUCCUGACCCGAGCCAUGGUUCGAGGAUGGAACUUGAGAAAUGUUGAAGUUCUCAGUGAUUCAGAGGUACAGGUGAAUGUUUGCCGCGACGAUCGAUUUGUGUCACGCUUUGGUAAGGGAGCGCAGUGUGAUCCUGCGCCCGGGCAGGCGGGCAUGUCCUUCUGGGGCUACUCUGAGAAGUUGGAGAUCUUCACCGGCACGCGUUGGGACCUGCCCUGCAACUGUGGCCUCGCGGAGAGCUGUGUGAAGACCAAAGAGCACAAGAUCGACCGGGAAGACCAGCAGUACAUUCGGCAUUGCUGUGCACAUCAGUUGGAGCCGAAACCGCAGGAGCAUUGCAUGUUGGUGCCGGAGCAGCAGCCAAUGACCAUCUAUGGCGACUCCCACUUCUAUUCGUCCUAUCUAUUGAAUGACUUCAUUGACGGCCCAGCUCUCAGCCGCAUGGAUCCAGCGCGCGCGCUGCAGCGCUGCAGUGACCAUCGUGUCCUCUCAGUGCAAAUGGGGGCUUUACGAGAGCUCUUGCAGCGCCUCCUUCCAGAGCUGAGGCUGGGACUCUCUUGGAUUCGGACUCUGGUCGCGCACGGCCCUCAGGCUCUCCUGCACUGUGGCACAAUGAUCUCCGGCCUGUCGCUGUGGCGCGGCCGCUAUGACCGAGCUUUCAAGUGGCUCGAGCACAUUCACUGGGUGCGGCGGCGUCCCGGCAUGCCAAAUCCUUUGUCCUGGGAGACUGGGCGGCCCUCCAACAGUGUCUCAGAGGGCGAUGUUGGAAGCGAGUGGAAGCUUCGGCACGACCUGGAGCAGUCCCGCUACCUGUCGAGGCAGCAGAGGCGCCAACAAGUCUCGCCCUACGCACCGCUUCUGUCGCCAGAGGCGGCAAGCGGCCUGGCCGAGGCGGCAUCCAAGCUACUACAGAUCUUCCAGUCGCAGGGCCCAGAAAUUGCGAAGGCAUCCCUGGAUGCCGAGCUCUCCGGGCUGGGCACCCCAGAUCUGUUUUUGCCGAAGCGUAGGCUCAGGCUUCUGCAAGCAUGCCUUGCUUCCCCAUGGCACAAGGAGUUGCCACCACAACUCACGCAACAACAGAACUUCAGCCGCAUGUCUGCAAACGCCAAUGGUGAGAAGAAGGCGAGUUUUGAGUUUCCGUUUGAGCUGCGUCGCAGUGCGGACGAGACAGUCGGGCUACACUACAGACCAAUCUGCCGCACCGAUAAUUCCUUCGUCGGUUUUGAGGUGACGGAUGUCCUCUACAGCGCCCAGCGUCAGAACGAGGUGCUGCGCAGAUACCGCGUUUCGGAGAUACAGGACCAAACCCUGAAAAAGGGAGACAUCAUCCUGGCGAUCAAUGGAAAGAAGACCCAGUCGGCUAUGACUCACGAGUUGCAAGCAUCACUCGAGCUCUACAUGAGAGUCUGGAGGGACACGUUGGAGGACAAGGAUGACCCUACACCUUUGAUGUAUGUUAUCUCAGAGUACGCCGGAACGGCGGUGGAAAAAGAGGGUGGCUACCUGACAGUAACCAAAAGAAUGCAGAUCCGUGUUCAACGAGACACGCGCGCCCCACCAGAGGAGACCAAUGCCCAUCGCUGCGAUUACAUCUGGGGCUGGCUUCUGGACAAAAAAGUGCACGAGGGCGGCUGGCUGCCCGUGGAUGUUCUGUCCACAGUGAAGAAUGCUUUAACGACUGAAUCAGCUGAGCUGAUACUCACUAUUGGCGUUCCAGUUAUGUGGAUGUUGCGGCUGCACUUCUUUUCUGCACUGGCGCAGCUCACCUUGACACCAGGGUCACUUGCACGGCAUUGCAUGGUUCGUGACAUCAACUUAAGCUUCCUGAACUCUCUCACCAGCUUCUUCUCAGCCUUGACCGGCGGAGAGCUCAGCACUCCGCAACUUCAUCCCAUCAAGCAUCGCGUGCGCUUCGGCUUUGGCAUGGCCAGCAUCUUGCUGACCUUCUGGGUGACGCCCCUGAGGCGGUUUGGAACAGACGACCAGCGCUUGCAAGAGAUCAAGCGCUCCUUGGCAGCGAGGUUCGAUGAGGUCUUUGCCGUUCUCCUCGACGAUUGCCCGCAGGAGCCUUUUGAAGUGGUCCAAGAAAUCAUCGAAGCGGAGUUGGGAGCCUGCAUAGGCGACAUUUUCGAGCAUUUCGACACCCAUGCCGUCGCUGCGGCCUCCAUCGCGCAGGUGCACUUUGCGAAGCUUUCGGACGGCACCGAGGUGGCGGUCAAAGUGCAGUACCCGAGCGUGGAGCGCUUUUUCUACAUGGAUGUUGCAACAGUUUCCUUUGCCAUGCAGUUGCUUGGUAUGGGCAGCCAAGUUCAAGAGAUCUUUUCCACGAUGCAGGACCAGUUCAGACAGGAGUUUGACUUCACUUCAGAGGCGGGUGUGAUGCGCGAGCUGGCCGACAACCUGCUGCCUGAGUUUGGAGAUGAGAUUGAGAUUCCCUUGCCGAUCGACCGAGCUCACCCCUCGUGCCCCGCCUCUGGCGGGCUUUGCACUCCCAAGGUCCUGGUCAUGGAGCGCCUACAUGGAACGCCCAUUCGAAAGUAUUCCAUGCCGCUGAUGAAGAUGUUUGCGGAGGCGUAUGGAAUGACCUGGGAGGAGCUCAAGAGGAUGCUGGACUCUCAGGACUUGUCCAAGGUGGACAUGAGUAACAUGCUUGUAAGACGGGCCCUGCACAUGGGGCGGGUGACCGAGUGUCAGAGCCAUCUCCUCGCAGCUGGCAUCCAGAUAGCGAUAGUGAACGACUUGACCCUGGAUGAGCAGUGGUAUGUGUACCACAAGACACGGGAGCUCAAAGAAGCCUUCAAGAAUGGCGAGGACCCGGAUCGUUUCCGGCUACAGAACCGUGAGGCGGCAGUCUACACCAUCUUCAUGGAGGACUCGACGCGGACCAAAGAAUCCUUUCGCAACGCCGCCGAGUUUCACGGCCUCAAGGUGAAUGUUUUUGAUGCAAAGACCUCCUCCUUCCAGAAGAACGAGACCAUCACGGACACCAUCAAGAUGCUGUGUGGCUAUUCCACCGGGCAAAGUUUGUUCGUGAUCCGCUCCAAGGUGGAGGGUGUGUGCCGGUGGCUGGAGGAGGCGAUUUCGAAGUAUUGCAAGCAGCGGGGCUUUCCUCGAGCUUCCUUCAUCAAUGCAGGAGACGGCCGGCACGAGCACCCCUCCCAGGAGAUGCUCGAUGAGUUCAGCUUCCUGGAGCAGAAAGGCUGGGAUACCUCCAGUAUCCACUUGGCCUUGCUCGGAGAUUUGUUUCAUGGACGCACUGUACAUUCAAAGGUCGAUGGCCUCAGGAUAUACCGAAAGGUGUUCGUCGAUUUGGUUGCCCCCAGUGAACUGGCCCUUCCAAAGAUGUACGAAGAUCGCAUGGUCGCCAGAGGCUACGUGGUGAGGAAGUUCGCAUCUAUCGACGACUACCUGGCCCAAGAGAAGGUGGCAAAGAUCUGGUAUUUCACCCGAUUGCAGCUGGAGCGCAUGGGUGACAAGGUUUUGGAGAAGUCAAAGGAACUUCGAAAGGCCGUGACCAUGAGACAGGACUUCCUGGACAAGCUUCCGCAGGGCGUGAAGUUUUUCCACCCCCUGCCGCGGGACGCCAGACACCCGACGCUGCCAUACUGGCUGGACAGCACGGAGCUCAACGGCUGGGACCAGCAAUCGCAGAAUGGCUACUUCACUCGCAUCGUCCUCCUGGGCAUGCUAGGUGGGCACUUUGGAGAUGAUUAUCGUGUGGACCUGAAGGCGGAGGCCAGGCAACCCGGCAGCCCCAUGCUUUUCAGCCCCAGCCUGCGAGGAGACUUCUCGCCGACGAGUCAGCGGAACGCGAUGGAACUCCCAGAUGAUUUGGAUUUGGGAUAUUCUCCGGCCCUGAUGGCUGCCACAGAUUUCAUCAAGGAGGUGGCGACCUCGCCGGACAUCACUUCUCCGGAGAGGGUAAGCCAGGAGGUGGGGCUGGUGCCCAUCGCAAAUGGGAUCGUCAUCGAGAACCUGGCUGCCGGGCAACCCAUCGAGCAGGUCUGGAGCCUCAUGUAUAUGGUCCGGGACAUCUUGGACUUGCAUCAUGUGGGGGGUCAAGGUGUGCGCAUGUCUGACGAGACGAGCGGUAGCUGUGUAGGCAGCGGCUUCAUUGCAGUGCCCGACGUUGACAUCAGCAGCUGGGACCGGCAGCCCCUGAAGCGCCUGGCUGCGAUGGCCCCGGGGAGUAUGCUGAAGGUGGUCAAGGAUGGCGCCGUCGAGCGCGAGUUCCGUCUCCAAGUCCCUCCGCGGGUCUACAACUUCAAGGACAUCGCCUGCAAGAACACGGCCUGCGUGUCUCACCCAAAGAACAUGCAGCACGAGGUGGAGCCCUUCUUCGAGCGGUGCCGCUCCGGAAACGGCCAAGAUGAUGCGAUGGCCUUCAACUGCAAGUAUUGUGAGACGCAGCACAUCUUCUGGGAGAUAUGGAACUACGACGUCUACCGACCGUCUGAGUUUACGCUUUAG
This is a messenger RNA of Symbiodinium necroappetens, 5457 nucleotides long. NCBI's taxonomy places the organism in Eukaryota, Dinophyceae, Suessiales, Symbiodiniaceae. The record is from the annotation of a GenBank genome assembly.